UCACCGCUACAAGGUGGCCGCCAUAUUGGUAAAGGUACAGUAUUGGGGCGGAGGUAGAUCGGAACUUCCUGUUCUCGCGCGAACUAGAGGCGUGCCUGCCACGUCCGUGCAAACCGGGAAAGGAGAGGACCCCGGAGCCGCGUGAUGGCCAGCGGCCUGCGGGCCCCACACUGGGUGGCAGUGGGACUGCUGACCUGGGAAGCCUUGGUGCUGCUGGUGGCCGGACACGGGGCUCAUGAUGACUCGCAUAAGGACGUGCAAGAGGAUUUCCAUGGCCAUGAACACAGCCACAGGCACUCACAUGAGGAUUUCCACCAUGGACACAGCCAUGCCCAUGGCCAUGGCCACACUCAUGAGAGCAUCUGGCACGGGCACACCCACGGCCACGACCAUGGACAUUCACAUGAGGGCCUGCACCAUGGUCACGGCCAUGGCCACUCCCACGAGAGCCACAGCGAACAUGGACCUGACCACAAACAUAGCCAUGGAGGAUUUGGGGAGCCUGAGUCCCCAGGCAUCAAGCAUGACCUGGACACUGUCACUCUCUGGGCCUAUGCACUGGGGGCCACAGUACUGAUCUCUGCGGCUCCGUUUUUUGUCCUCUUCCUCAUCCCAGUAGAGUCCAACUCACCCCGACAUCGCUCUCUGCUCCAGAUCUUGCUCAGUUUUGCUUCUGGGGGGCUCCUGGGAGAUGCUUUCCUGCACCUUAUUCCUCAUGCCCUAGAACCUCAUUCUCAUCACACUCUGGAGCAGCCUGGACAUGGACACUCGCACAGUGGCCAGGGCCCCAUUUUGUUUGUGGGGCUGUGGGUUCUCAGUGGAAUUGUUGCCUUCCUGGUGGUGGAGAAAUUUGUGAGACAUGUGAAAGGAGGACAUGGACACAGUCAUGGACGGGGACAUGGUCAUACUCAUGGAAGUCAUGGACAUGAAAAGCAGGAGCAACCUUCAAAGGAGAAGCCCAGCUCUGAGGAAGAAGAAAAGGAAGCAGGAGGGUUGAGGAAGAGGAGAGGAGGGAGCACCAGACCCAAAGAUGGUCCAGUGAAGCCUCAGAACCCCGAAGGAGAAAAAACAGGUUCAGACCUGCGUGUGUCUGGGUACCUGAACCUGGCUGCUGACUUCGCACACAACUUCACCGACGGUCUGGCCAUUGGUGCAUCUUUCCGUGGUGGCCGAGGGCUAGGCAUCCUGACUACCAUGACUGUCCUUCUACAUGAAGUGCCCCAUGAGGUCGGGGACUUUGCCAUCUUGGUCCAGUCUGGCUGCAGCAAAAAGCAGGCGAUGCGUCUACAGCUACUGACUGCAGUAGGGGCGCUGGCGGGCACAGCUUGUGCCCUUCUCACCGAAGGAGGCACAGUGGGCAGCACAGUUGCAGGUGGUGCUGGUCCCGGCUGGGUUCUGCCAUUCACUGCUGGUGGUUUUAUCUACGUGGCAACGGUAUCCGUGUUGCCUGAGCUGUUGAGGGAAGCGUCACCUUUACAGUCACUUCUGGAGGUGCUGGGGCUGCUGGGGGGAGUUGUCAUGAUGGUGCUGAUUGCCCACCUGGAGUGAGUAGUGGGAGAGAGGGUCCCCACCCCUGCUCCAGACUGCUUACUCUAACUCCAGGGCAGGGGCCUGGGGGGCGCCAGAGGCCUUGGGCAGGAACAUCCACCUAAGUAAGGAAUUGAAACCUAGGAGAGAGGCUACUUGGGCGUUAGAGGCACUGCAGAGGGGAGAAGGAGAGGCAGGAGGGACCAGCGUUGGGCACUGCCUGACCAUAAUGUUAAGUUGGGGGGAUAAAGGAGGGCAUAAAGCAGCCUGAAAGGGACAGAGGUGAUGACAGCAUGGUGGCCCCAGCCCCACUUGCUUUCAGAGGACCAAGCUUCCACACAGGUCCACUUCCCUCUCCACUGCCCGGUCUUCAGGGAAGAUCAGAGCACUGGACAGAGGGGCUAACAAUGUGGAGUACACAUCAAUCGUGCGUCCUGAUUUGGGGGUGAUUUGGUGUGGGGGGGGGCAGGAGAGGGUUAGUUGGCCUGAUUUGUUUCUAUUUGUUGUUUUACAUCAUUGUUUAAAUUGAGGGGGAGGGGUGGUGACCGGAAAUAAAGUUCUUGGCUCUUCCGCCCCA
Messenger RNA from Cavia porcellus (domestic guinea pig), 2104 nucleotides. It is a transcript of the gene Slc39a7, whose product is annotated as solute carrier family 39 member 7. The coding region runs from base 145 to 1548 and encodes 467 amino acids. Gene Ontology annotation, cellular component: membrane. Gene Ontology annotation, biological process: intracellular zinc ion homeostasis; zinc ion transmembrane transport. Lineage: Eukaryota; Metazoa; Chordata; Mammalia; Rodentia; Caviidae. Gene Ontology annotation, molecular function: zinc ion transmembrane transporter activity. The transcript is spliced from 8 exons. The record is from RefSeq and is a predicted model, not a curated record.